Messenger RNA from Sebastes umbrosus (honeycomb rockfish), 1831 nucleotides. RefSeq names its product UDP-glucuronosyltransferase 2A1-like. Gene Ontology annotation, molecular function: UDP-glycosyltransferase activity. NCBI's taxonomy places the organism in Eukaryota, Metazoa, Chordata, Actinopteri, Perciformes, Sebastidae. The coding region runs from base 105 to 1688 and encodes 527 amino acids. The transcript is spliced from 2 exons. The record is from RefSeq and is a predicted model, not a curated record.
UAUAGUUUCACUCACCCCUUUUCCGUUUUGGUGUUUCUGGCGCUGGACAACGCAGUUCCCGAAAACAGUGACUUUUCCUGUGUGGAGCAACAAUACAGACCACAAUGAGGCUGAUGUAUUGCUGCAGUGUUUUGCUGCUGCUCGUCCUCAUUCCCAGAGCCUGCCAAGGUGGCAACAUCCUGGUCUUCCCCGCUGAGGGCAGCCACUGGGUAAACAUGGAUAUUCUACUUCAAGCUUUGCACUCGAAAGGACACAAUAUAACUAUUGUUCGUUCCAGCAAAUCCUGGUACAUCAAGGAGAAAUCCUCCUAUUACAAUACCUAUACAGUUCAAGUGGAGAGGAGCAUAGAUCAGAAGAUUAUUAAAGAAAUCAUGUCGAAGUCCAUCGAAAUUGAAAGGGGGGCCAUUCCCUUGACUAGUUUUCUCAACAUGGCCGUAGGAAUGAUGGGCGUAUUUAUCGAUGCUCACGCAGUCGUGGGUGAAUUUGUAUCAGCAAUGCUAGAUGACCAAGAGUUGAUGAGAAACAUGAAGGACAGCAAGUUUGACAUGGUACUCACCGACCCCUGCUGGGGCGGUGGAGUCAUUUUGGCCAAUUAUUUGUACCUUCCUUUGGUUUAUAAUGUUCGGUGGCUAAUAGCUGAAGAGGCUCAUCUUGCUAUUGCUCCUUCACCUGUGUCAUAUAUUCCUAUAACAGGAUCUGGACACACUGAUAAGAUGUCCUUUUUUCAGAGAGUUAAAAACGUCAUUUUGCAUCUAAUGACCCAAGCUCAAAAUCGGCUGGUGAUCAAGGUAGUAUACCAGAAAAUAUGUGACAAAUAUCUUGGGCCCGAUAAUGACUUUAACCAGUUAAUGCUUGAUGCAGACAUUUGGCUGAUGAGAGUAGACUUUGUGUUUGAGUUCCCUCGGCCCACUAUGCCUAAUGUUGUUUAUAUGGGAGGGUUCCAGUGUAAACCUGCGAAACCUCUUCCUGAACACCUGGAGGAGUUUGUGCAGAGUUCUGGAGAACACGGGUUUAUCAUGAUGUCUCUGGGGGCUUUUGUGAGUGAACUUCCUGCCGACCUAGCUGAUGAGAUCGCUGCAUCUUUUGCAAAACUACCCCAGAAAGUCAUCUGGAGAUAUAAAGGUGACAGACCAGCCACUCUGGGCAACAACACUUUAAUAGUAGACUGGAUGCCACAGAAUGACCUCCAAGGACAUCCAAAGAUGAAACUGUUUGUGGCUCAUGGAGGAACAAACGGCGUCCAAGAAGCGAUCUACCACGGAGUCCCAGUUGUGGGUCUGCCCUUGUUUUUCGACCAAUACGACAACCUGCUGCGUCGGAAAGAGAGAGGAGCGGCCAAGAUUCUCACCUUAGCUGCAGUGGACAAAGACAACAACUUCCUGAAGGCCAUACAGGAAGUCCUGAAUGAGCCCUCCUACAGGACGAACAUGCAGAGACUCUCCAGGCUGCACAGAGAUCAGCCAAUGAAGCCGCUGGAUACCGCCCUCUUCUGGAUAGACUUUGUUAUCAGACACAAAGGUGCAGCUCACCUGAAAGCUAAGGCCUACAGACUGCCCUGGUAUACCUACCACUCUGUUGAUGUGUUUUUGUUCCUGGCUGGAGCUGUGCUGCUCAUGCUUUUAACUAUUUUCAUUUCCAUCAGGUGUUUAUACACUAUAAUGUGUAAACGUAAAGUCAAACGGGACUAAUCAUUCAACGUCGUGUCAAGAGGGUAACACGCAAAUUGCAUAACUCUCACGAAGAUGGUUAAGGUUAGGCAUUGACUUUGAAUGGUUAAGGUUAGGCAUUGACUUUGAAUGGUUAAGGUUAGGCAUUGACUUUGAAUGGUUAA